AUGACGAGGGAGAUGAAUAUGAGGGUGGCGGCAGCGGUUUUCCUUGGGGAGUGGGGGUGGGAGGCGGUGGAUAGGAGGACGGAGGAGGAGGAGGAGGAAGCGCGGAGAUCGUCUUCGAGUUCAUUAGUUGAGAUUGAAAGUGAGGUUGUUAGAGUGGAUUCUGGAUCAGAAGCCAUUAGUGUAAAGGUAGAAGAAGAAGAAAAAGGAAGAUUCUACGCCACUUCCAUCUCCAUUCUAACAAGCAAUCUAAUUCUGAAAAACCUCAUCUCUCCCGUCUCCACUCCAUCCACCGCAGCGAAUCUGCCCCACCGUGCCCGGCGUCUCCAUCCCUCCACGGCUCCACCUCUUCUCUCCCGUCUCCAUCCCUCCACCUACCGUGGCGAAUCUGCCCCACCGUGCCCGGCAUCUCCAUCCCUCCACCCACCGCCGCGAUCUGCCUAUAACCCUACCGCGAUUCGUCGCGCCGGCACCCAUCAUCUUCUCUCCCGUCUCCAUCCCUCCACCCACCGCCGCAAUCUGCCCCACCUUGCCUGGUCCCGCCCACCGCCGCGAUCUGCCUCGCCGUCUCCAUCCCUCCACCCACCGUGCCCGCCCCUCGCAGCGAUCUGCCCCACCACGCCCCGCCCCUCCCACCGCCACGAUCUGCUUCACCAGCUUUUCCUUUCUCCCACCGCGAUUCGUCGUCCAGCCUCAAGUGACUAUCAUUUCUCUGACCUUCCCCUCCCCACCGCCAUCAGCCAUGCAGUUGUCAUCGGCUCGGGUCCAGCGAACUGCCGCUGUACUCCAAAACUCGGCGAGGGCUGUCGUUCAACCUUGCCUCCCCUUCCUGAAGACUCACCGUUGUCCUUGUGCCGUCAUCUGCUCGACGAACAAGGCAGCCACCCCGGGCUCUCACAAGUGAAAGGAGAGUCUCACACAGACAGCUACAAUUGCAAGAUAAGGACGAGCCCACGAUGGAAGGUCGCUUGCUCGAUGCCACCAAGGGAUGUGACCACUUGAGAGAUGUUUUUGUCAAACAAAUGGGUCUGAGCGACCAGGAUAUUGUAGCAUUCUCUGGUGGCCACACUUUGGGAAGAUGCCACAAGGAACCAUCAGGAUUUGAGGGACCAUGGACUGCUAACCCUCUCAUCUUUGAUAACUCUUACUUCAAGUAUGAUUUCAGAUAGAUGCAUAUUCUGUUGCUGCUGCUGCUGCUGCUGCUUGUGUGUUUGUUUACAUUUGCUUCUCAUUUGGUUUCGCACAGGAAGCUUCUAGCCGGCGAAACAGAAGGGCUUUUGCAGUUGCUAAUUAAAGUUAUAGUUAAUGUGUCAUUUAUUUCUAUCCUACUUCAAUGUUUCUUGAACAUAUUUAUAUUAAUUCAUUAUCAUUUGGUUAUUCAA
This is a messenger RNA of Salvia miltiorrhiza (redroot sage), 1379 nucleotides long. RefSeq lists its product as uncharacterized. The transcript is spliced from 7 exons. The record is from RefSeq and is a predicted model, not a curated record. Lineage: Eukaryota; Viridiplantae; Streptophyta; Magnoliopsida; Lamiales; Lamiaceae. The coding region runs from base 1 to 999 and encodes 332 amino acids.